Drosophila rhopaloa is the source of this 600-nucleotide messenger RNA. RefSeq lists its product as uncharacterized. Bases 1 to 600 code for a protein of 199 amino acids. The record is from RefSeq and is a predicted model, not a curated record. The transcript is spliced from 3 exons. NCBI's taxonomy places the organism in Eukaryota, Metazoa, Arthropoda, Insecta, Diptera, Drosophilidae.
AUGGAUCGUAGAAUUAUAAUUUUUGGAGUCUCGAUUUUAGUUGCUUUUCUAGUCUGUAGUGAGGCACCCUUUGUGAAAAUGACAAAUGCAGUCUGUAAGUCUCUUAAUGAAUCGUGGGUCGUUAUUCAUUAUUGUCGUCUGAAGGCCUAUUCCCGUAACAAGACUAGCUUGAAUAUAAAUGCAACCCUCUCGGAACCAACUAACAACAUUUCCGUUAGAAUUAGGCUUAUGAAAAAGGCCAAUGGCUAUAAGCCAUUUCUGUUUGAUAUCACAAUAAAUGCCUGCGAUUUUAUGAGAAAAAACAAUAACCCUGUCGCCAAGAUCAUCUACAAUAUGAUUAAGGAUGUAUCCACGGUGAAUCAUACCUGUCCUUAUUCGGGCUUGCAGAUGUUAAGUGAUUUCCAUGUGGUCAAGAUCCCCGUUCCUCUGCCAACUGGAGACUACCUACUUUUAUUGGAUUGGAUAUUCUUUGCUAAGACGCAGUUCGUUACAAAUGUUUAUUUUACCUUUGUAGAAGAUUUAAUAGAAAAAACCAACAAACAACAAAAAGUAUAUAGCCCGAAAGAUUUAACAAACAUACUGACCAGUAAACUAAUUUGA